This is a messenger RNA of Salvia hispanica, 3216 nucleotides long. The record is from RefSeq and is a predicted model, not a curated record. NCBI's taxonomy places the organism in Eukaryota, Viridiplantae, Streptophyta, Magnoliopsida, Lamiales, Lamiaceae.
AUGGCUUUCCAAUUAUUUUCAAUUUUCAUAAUCGCUUCGAUUUUCUUUCUUCUUCCGCCAUCCAUUUCUGCCGGCCUUGUCGCCAAACCCGGAUGCCCGGACCGGUGUGGGAAGCUAUUGAUUCCAUAUCCAUUUGGAGUCGGGUCGGAUUGCUCCCUCGAUCCGUCUUUCAACAUCAGUUGCAUAAAUUCCACUUCCACGGGUCCUCCAAAAGCGUACAUCACAAUUCUUGAUAAAGAAGUGAUCGAAAUAAACGAAACUUACGUUCGGGUCAAGUACCCCAACUUUGUAGCGUCCGCUUGCUACGGCUUGCCAGAAACUGAGCCGCACGGUGCGGCCUUGAAUCUGUCGGGAACUCAGUACACGCUGUCGUCGGAGAACUGGCUGACCGCCAUCGGCUGCGAUGAUAUGGUGCUCGGGACUGACCAGCCGAACGGGAUUUUGGUGGGGACUGAGCAGACGAACGGGAGCUUGGUGGGGAGCAGCUGCGCCACGCUUUGCGGCGAGGGGAAUCACACCGGCGGCGUUGGGUAUUGCCCGGAUGGCGGGUUUUGGUCGGUGCUCGGUAAUGGCUGUUGCCGUGCCCCUAUUACCGGAGGCAGCACUUUCCUAAGAGCACAAUUAACUGACCUAAGUGGAGCAUUGGCACGUGGUAGGGUUUUCCCAUGCAGCUAUGCCUUUAUCCAGGAGACAGGAUUUGUAUUUGACAGUGGAAAUCAAUCUGUAUUUUCGUAUAAGUUGGAGUUUCUACAGAAUAACUCCAAGGCAUUCUCAGAUGAGUUUAUGGAGACGUCGAUGGCACCGGUGGUGCAGCUAAAUUGGCGGAUUGGGAACAAGAAUUGCAGUCAGCAGCUGCCCAAUGAUCCUAGCUAUGCAUGUAGAGAUAGGAGUAUUUGUUGGGAUGAAUAUGAUGUUGAUGGAUACUAUUGCAUCUGCUUUCAAGGAUACAAGGGCAAUGCUUAUCUCAACGGAGGAUGCCAAGCAUAUUCCCUACCGGUGGCUAAACCUGGAUGCCUGGAUCAAUGUGGGAAUUUAUCGAUUCCAUAUCCAUUCGGAAUAGGGCCAAAUUGCUACAUGGAUCCGUCUUUCGAGAUCAGCUGCAAUGUCACCACCAACCCCCCCAAAGCAUACCUCUCCAUUCUCAAUGCAGAAAUCUACGACAUUAAUGAUCAAUCUCAGGUUAGGGUUAAUUACCCGAAGGUAGCCUUCGCCUGCUACAAUUUGUCAGAGAGCCGAAGCUUGAUCAUUGAUUUGACAGCAACUCAGUUUACACUGUCGACGCUGAAUGUGCUCACCGCCCAUGGCUGCGACGACAUGGCGGUGGCCUAUGGAAAAUCCAACAACACAAGUUUUGUAGGGGGAAGCUGCGCCGCCUUGUGCACCCGCUCCAGCGAUCAAGGCGAAUAUGGUUCUUGCGCAACAUCCUACGUGACAUAUGCAGAUUUUAAGAGGUAUAUGCCCGGGAAUGGCUGUUGCCAGUCCCCCAUUUCUAGAGGUAUCGCUUACUUGGAAGCAAAUUUGACAGACUUAAGUGGACAAUGGCGUAGGAAGCUAUACCCUUGCAGCUACGCUUUCGUCUCAGAGAAGACUUCAUAUUAUUUUGGUGGUUACCCACUGGAAUAUCUUAGCAACUCAACUGCACCACUCGAAGAUUAUAAUUAUUUUCUGGCCGUAGUGGUGUUAGAUUGGAGGAUUGGGAAAGAGAAUUGCAAUGUAGCACAAACAAAGGCUACUACUUUUGGUUGUAAGGGCAAUACAAGUUGUGUUGAUUUUGAUGAAAAUGCUGGAGGCUACAUCUGCCGAUGCUUGGAAGGAUACCAAGGCAAUCCUUACCUUGGACUAGGAUGUCAAGAUAUUGAUGAAUGUGGUGAUAAUACAACAAAUCCAUGCAAUUCAAAUUCGAUUUGCACCAAUACUCCUGGUUCUGUCACCUGUGUGUGUCCAAGAGGAUUUUAUGGUGAUGGAAGGAAAGAUGGCAAAGGAUGUAUUGAGGUCACACAAUCCAAGUCCAAGAGCAUAAUCUUGACAGGUAUGGGAUCUGCAUUAGGGUUUAUACUAUUCCUCCUUAUGUCCUUUGGGAUGUAUAAGAUGCUGAAAAAGAGAAAGCAAAAAAUGGUUAAAGAGAAGUUCUUUAAACGAAAUGGUGGUCUUCUCCUACAACAGCAAACUAAUGAAGGGGCACUUGGAAAAACAAAAGUUUUCCCCUCACAAGAGCUGGAGUUCGCUACAGAUUACUUUAAUGAAAGUCGGAUUCUCGGACGCGGAGGGCAAGGCACGGUCUACAAAGGAAUGUUGUCCGACGGCAAGAUUGUGGCGGUCAAGAAAUCAAAGUUGGUCGAGGAGAAUCAACUGGAACAGUUCAUAAAUGAGGUGGUGAUACUGUCACAGAUCAAUCACAGAAAUGUGGUCAAAUUGCUCGGCUGUUGUUUAGAGACUGAGGUUCCUCUCCUUGUUUAUGAAUUCAUGCCAAAUGGGACUCUUUUUGAGCUCAUUCACGAUCCAAAUAAUGAAUUUCCGAUCUCGUGGAGCAUGCGUUUGAAGAUCGCAUCAGAUAUAGCAGGGGCACUAGCCUACUUACAUUAUGCAUCUUCCGUGCCUAUCUAUCAUCGAGAUAUCAAGUCCAGUAACAUCCUUUUAGAUGAAAAAUAUGUAGUCAAGGUAUCGGAUUUCGGAACUUCAAGGUCGGUUAAUGCAGAUCAGACUCAUUUGACUACUAUGGUUAAAGGGACGUUCGGAUAUUUAGAUCCAGAGUAUUUUCAGUCGAGCCAAUUCACAGAAAAGAGUGAUGUGUAUAGUUUUGGAGUAGUUAUUGUCGAGCUCCUAACCGGGCAAAGGGCGAUAUCUAUGGGGAAAACAGACGAUGACAGAAGCCUAGCAACACGAUUUCUUACAUGCAUGGAAGAAAAAUGCCUUGACAAAAUUUUAGAUCCUCAAGUUUUAGAGCAAGGUAGGAUGGAAGAAGUGCUUUUAGUUGCAAGGCUUGCGCAGAGGUGUUUGAAUCUGAAAGGGAAAAUGAGACCAACAAUGAAAGAAGUUUCAACAGAAUUGGAAAGUUUUAGGAUAUCUCAUAUGUCCUGUUCAACUUUGAAAGAAGAAUUUGAGGAUGAGACAGACAUUGAAGUUAAGCCCAUAUCACUUUCAGAUAUUGAAUACUCAUGGACAGCCAGUUACAAGAGUCCCUCUGCUUCAUCCUCAGACGCACAUCCCUUAAUGUGA